This is a messenger RNA of Cooperia oncophora, 1968 nucleotides long. The record is from the annotation of a GenBank genome assembly. NCBI's taxonomy places the organism in Eukaryota, Metazoa, Nematoda, Chromadorea, Rhabditida, Trichostrongylidae.
AUGGGGACGCAACACGUAUUUACUAUAGAUGCCAUAGGUCAGGACCAUCUGGUGCUUUCAGCUUCAUCAACAAACACUUGCAAGCGUGUGGUCAGCCACUGUACCGCUUUUGUGCAUGCACGGGUUACUGCUAAAGGACAAGUUCAUAUAGAAUAUUGUCUAUCUCAUAUUGGCCAUGAACCGGAUCCCUCUCGUUUAUGGUUGGACAAGUCUAGCGAACAGUUAAUUGUAGAACUGCUAAAGGAAGGAUUUAAUUAUGGACAAGUCAAGCAGAAGAUAAGGGAGAGGUAUAGAAAGCCAGACGGAUCAACUGGGAAGGAAAAUCGUCUUUUCUUCGUAACAGUGGGCGAUAUAAGGGCUAUCAGCCGGCGGAACAAUCUGUUCCCCGGACGACGUGAUUCAAAUGAUUUAACAUCUCUGGAGAAACGUAUACACGACAACAACGUUGGCGACGGAUUCCGGUACUACACUCCAGUUCUAAACGACACAGGCGAUGGAUUUUGUCUUGUGUUAAUAAAUGAGACACAGCGGAAGUGGCUGGCAGAGUUCUCCCACAGAGGAAUCGGUAUUGACGACACAUUCAAUGUGUCUAUGUACAAGCUGCGGCUUGCCACAAUUAUCGUUGCUGACAACUGCGACCGAGCACUGCCGGCCGCUUUCAUGCUCAGUUUUAGGUGCAGUCCAUUUGUCAUGAUGAGUGAAAAUGAGCUGGUAGCCUUGUUCGAUAAAGUCAAGGAACUGGUUCCCACAUUCGCGCCGGAGUUCUUUAUGAGCGACGACGCCGCUUCUUUCUACAACGCAUUCCGGCAGACGUCUCUACUAGGAGAAUUCAUGACGAGGAUCCGCCUGGUGAGCAGAUCGUGUAAGCCUGUGCUCUUCGCGAAAAGAUAUGGGGACACGCUGACGUUUCUGCUCAAUGAGAAGCAGCAGGAAAUGGUAGAUUAUCUCCAUCAGAACUGGACACACCGAAUAGAAGAAUGGGGCGCUCAGCACAGAAAAAGGGCCGUCAUGAACACAUCUAUGAUGUGCGAGAGGUGGCACAAGCACCUGAAAAGAGAAGUGUUUAGCUCAAAAAGCAAAAUAAGGAUAGAUGAGUUGGUCGAUGCGCUCAUAACGACUGUAAAGGAGAUGAAGGAAGAUGCCGAAGUGAUAGAGCAGCGAGGGCUCGUUGAAGGCCGGUGGCGCCUCCGAAACCAUCUUAUCAAUCACAACAAGGCAUUAAGCGAUUAUGAGAAGCUGAAAGAGUUCAUUAGCGUGGUCGAACCGGGCUUGUGGAAAAUCCGCUCUAGAAGGUCAAACAGAUUCUAUAUGGUAGAGGAGGAGCGUUGCACGUGUAAAAAGGUAGCCUACAAGAAAAUGCACUCGAUCUCAAUCCAUUGCCGUAAGCCUGGCUGCUCCGCUUGCCCGUACUCAUUUUUCUGUGAAUGCGAUGAUGACCGUAAAGCGGGCAUUUCUUGUGUGCACGUUCAUGCCGUUGUCUUAUAUGCACCACAAGGGCGACUUGCAAAUACAGAAGCUGUGGAGACUAUCGACAACAAUGUGGAUUGCUGUGAUGUUGCGCAUGCUGCUCUUGAUUUUCCUUCGUCUAGUUCUUCGCAGCUUGUUGAAGUUUCUGAUCAAAGCCGUCUCGACACAAACAAGGAGCUACUCCAGCAAAUUGAAAUGGUUUCUUGUCACAGAACCUCAAUUGUUGACAGUAUCGCUAUAAUCUUUUUGCAGGUGUAUGCUAGUAUUCAUUCGGGGCUGAGACGCAUAGCGUCGCAGCCUAUAGAGCAAGCUGAACAGUUGUUGAACGAGGCGCUUGUUUCCAUGAAGCGAACGGAUAUGAUUGUGAAAGGAGGGCUCUCCCUAAUAGCUCCUGCUGCGAAGAAAAUGCGAACAAUCGCGCUCCGUCCUGAGGUUCCGCUCAGAGGACCUGCACCUGCUGAUGCCAUGCCCAUCCGGAUGAAAACAGUGAGCUUGAAAUGA